GCACCCCGCGCUCGCGCACACUACGCCAGAGCAAGAUGGCCGACGCGGCGGCCACAGCUGGGGCCGGUGGCUCCGGAACGAGAUCGGGAAGUAAACAGUCCACUAACCCUGCCGAUAACUAUCAUCUGGCCCGGAGGAGAACCCUGCAGGUGGUUGUGAGCUCCUUGCUGACAGAGGCAGGGUUUGAGAGUGCCGAGAAAGCAUCCGUGGAAACGCUGACAGAGAUGCUGCAGAGCUACAUUUCAGAAAUUGGGAGAAGUGCCAAGUCUUACUGUGAGCACACAGCCAGGACCCAGCCCACACUGUCAGAUAUCGUGGUCACACUUGUUGAGAUGGGUUUCAAUGUGGACACUCUCCCUGCUUAUGCAAAACGGUCUCAGAGGAUGGUCAUCACUGCUCCUCCGGUGACCAAUCAGCCAGUGACCCCCAAGGCCCUCACUGCAGGGCAGAACCGACCCCACCCGCCGCACAUCCCCAGCCAUUUUCCUGAGUUCCCUGAUCCCCACACCUACAUCAAAACUCCGACGUACCGUGAGCCCGUGUCAGACUACCAGGUCCUGCGGGAGAAGGCUGCAUCCCAGAGGCGCGAUGUGGAGCGGGCACUUACCCGUUUCAUGGCCAAGACAGGCGAGACUCAGAGUCUUUUCAAAGAUGACGUCAGCACAUUUCCAUUGAUUGCUGCCAGACCUUUCACCAUCCCCUACCUGACAGCUCUUCUUCCGUCUGAACUGGAGAUGCAACAAAUGGAAGAGACAGAUUCCUCGGAGCAGGAUGAACAGACAGACACAGAGAACCUUGCUCUUCAUAUCAGUAUGGAGGAUUCUGGAGCCGAGAAGGAGAACACCUCUGUCCUGCAGCAGAACCCCUCCUUGUCGGGUAGCCGGAAUGGGGAGGAGAACAUCAUCGAUAACCCUUAUCUGCGGCCAGUGAAGAAGCCCAAGAUCCGCAGGAAGAAUAGACACGGGAUUUUGCUAUGUUGCCCAGGCUGGUCUUGAACUCCUGGCCUCAAGUGAUCCACCCGCCUCGGCCUUCCAAAGUGUCGAGAUUACAGGCGUGAGCCACGGUGCCCAGCCCAUCUCUUAGUCUUCCAUUCCCUUGGUGAAUUUGGAAACUUGAAAAACUUGAGGACUUGACAGCAGGCUCCAUGUUCUUCUGGCCUCACUGUACUGUGUAAGGAAAGAGCUGCUUGUCAGGAACGGAAGAGGGGACGCUAGUAAAAAAAAAAUUGGAUUCCCCAACUGGACUAAAUAGGAGUUUUUCAGGUUUGUAGUAACCUGAAACUCUCCUAGAUCGAAGCAGUUAGACUGGCCUAUGUGGCCUUCUCAGGGUUUGUGAUUCAGUUCCUAGCGAUUCUUGGCCUGAUAAGUUUAUGAACACAGCCCCACAUUCAAGCCGUGGCCAAUCCCAGCUGUUCUCACUGCUCUUGGGAGGUGUCGUCCCAGUCAGUGUUUCUGCAGCUUCCAUUUGUUGUUGUUAUCCAGUGUAAGCACCUGUUGAAUGCAGAUGUGCUGAGUUAUAGGUGGGAUUUGGAAAAGGGCUGCUGUUUCUGCUGUUGAGAUUUCAGAGGCUAUACUCUUUUUUUUCUUUUCUUUUCUUUUUUUUUGAGACGGCAUCUCACUCUUAUCACCCAGGCUGGAGUGCAAUGGCGUGAUCUCGGCUUACUGCAACCUCCACCUCCUGGGUUCAAGGGAUUCUCCUGCCUCAGCCUCCCGAGUAGUUGGGAUUACAGGCACCUACCACAAUUCUUAGCUAAUUUUUUUUGUAUUUUUGGUAGAGAUGGGGUUUCACCAGGUUGGCCAGGGUGGUCUCGAACACCUGACCUCAGGUGAUCCACCCACCUCGGCCUCCCAGUGUGGGUGGGAUUACAGGCAUGAGCCACCGCGCCUGGCCUCAGAGGCUAUACUCUUAUAAUUUUGUUCUGAGGGGAGACAGGGAAAGGGUUAGACAACUUGAAACAUUGACCCUGUAUAAAAAUGCAUAAUUCUCAAUGUGUAUUUAUAAAUUUCUAUUUUUUAUAACUUUAUGGGACUUCUUAGAGGCAAAAAGUAGUAAACAUGCAGAUUAAAAAUUUUAUGAAAAUCUCAAUAAAAAUUCAUAAUAAAAACUUUGUAAAUAAAUAGAACUGUAAGCUUUGAACUUAAUUUGUGUUCAAAAGUUAACAGCAAUGUGGACAGCUAAGUCAGGCUUAGCCCUUGUGUUGGCCUAAGCACACCUGGGAACUUAGUAAAACUUUUAUUUUGGAAAUUUUCAAAUACAAAAUUAGAGAGCAAAAUAUAUGAACCUCUGUAUAUGCCUCACCAAGCUUCCACACUUGUCAAUAGCUUGUUGAUUCUGUUUCAUCUGUUUCUCCCACUUUUUGUCCUUUAUUUUCUUUCCUCCUGGAGAGUGUGUGUGUGUGUGUGUGUGUGUGUGUGUGUGUGUGUCGGAGUUUCGCUCUUGUUGCCCAGGCUGGAGUGCAAUGGUGCAAUCUUGGCUCACUGCAACUUCUGCCUCCCAGGUUCAAAUGAUUCUACUGCCUCAGCUUCCUGAGUAGCUGAGAUUAUAGGUAUCUACCACCACCACGCCUGGCUAAUUUUUUUUUUUUUUUUUUUGGAGACGGAGUCUCGCUCUGUCGCCCAGGCUGGAUUGCAGUGGAUUGUCAAGAUUGCAGUGGUGCAAUCUCGGCUCACUGCAAGCUCCGCCUCCCGGGUUCACGCCAUUCUCCUGCCUCAGCCUCCCAAAUGGCUGGGACUACAGGCGCCUGCCACCACGCCCAGCUAAUUUUUUGUAUUUUUCAGUAGAGACAGAGUUUCACUGCAUUAGCCAGGGUGGUCUCGAUCUUCUGACCUCAUGAUCCGCCCACCUCGGCCUCCCAAAGUGCUGGGAUUACAGGCAUGAGCCACCGCACCUGGCCUAAUUUUUUUGUAGGUUUAGUAGAGAUGGGGUUUCACCAUGUUGGCCAGACUGGUCUCCAACUCCUGACCUCAGGUGAUCACCUGCCUCAGCCUCCUAAAGUGCUGAGGUUACAGGUGUGAGCCCCCGCGCCUGGCUCUUAUGGAGUAUUUUUAAAUGCAAACCCCAGACCUGUGUCAUUUAAUCUAAAUGUGUCUAUACGUAUCUCUGAUUGAUCUUUCUUUAAAUUUUAAUUUUGGAAUAAUUAUAGAUUCACAAGAUGUUGCAAAAAAUGUUGAGAGAGAUCCUAUGUACCCAUCACCCACUUUCUCCCAGUGGUAGCGUCUUGCAUAACUGUAGUGCAAUAUCAAAACCCUUGCGUUCAGUUUCAGUGUACAAUGUAGAUUGUAUAUUAGUACAAUCCAUAGAGCUUAUUUAGUUUUCACCAUGUGCACGUGUGUGUUAUGUGUGUGUUGUUCCAUGCAGUUUCAUCGUGUAGAUUUGUGUAACCACCACCACACAAAUGGUGAAGACACAGAACCAUUGCAUCAGUACAGUUCUCCCUCAUGCUGUCUCUUUGCAAUCACAUCCACCUCUCUGCUCUUCCACUUCUCUCCUGGCAGCCACUACUCUGUUCUCUAUCUCUAAUGUUAUUGAAAGAAUGUUAUAAAUUGAAUCAUAAAGUAUGUGACUUUUUUCUUUUUGAGACAGAGUCUUGCUCUAUCGCCUAGGCUGGAUGGAGUGCAGUGGAGCGAUCCCAGCUCACUGAAACUCCUCCACCUCCCGGGUUCAAGAGAUUCUCCUGCCUCAGCCUCCCAAGUAGCUGGGAUUACAGGCAUGUGCCACCACACCCAGCUAACUUUUGUAUUUUUAGUAGAGAUGGGGUUUCACCAUGUUGGCCAGGUUGGUCUCCAACUCCUGACCUCAAGUGAUCCGCCCACCUCAGCCUCCCAAAGUGCUAGGAUUGCAGGUAUGACCCACCGCACCUGGCCGAGGAUGAGACUUUUUGACGUUGGCUUUUUCAGUUCUGCAUAAUUCUCUUGAGGUCCAUCUAGGUGGUUGUGUGUAUCAGUAGUUCCUCUCUUUUUAUUGCUAGCAGCAUGGAGGCACCAUAGUUUAACACAGUUUCUUUAACCAUUCACACAUUGAGAGACAUCUGGGCUGUUUCCAGUUUGGGGCUACUGUGAAUAAAGCUGCUAUAACACUUGUGUACAGGUUUUUUGUGUAAACAAGUUUUAGUUUCUCUGCAAUAAAUACCUAAGAAUGCAA
Messenger RNA from Gorilla gorilla gorilla (western lowland gorilla), 4140 nucleotides. It is a transcript of the gene TAF8, whose product is annotated as TATA-box binding protein associated factor 8. Bases 36 to 995 code for a protein of 319 amino acids. Gene Ontology annotation, molecular function: protein heterodimerization activity. The transcript is spliced from 9 exons. The record is from RefSeq and is a predicted model, not a curated record. Lineage: Eukaryota; Metazoa; Chordata; Mammalia; Primates; Hominidae. Gene Ontology annotation, biological process: transcription initiation at RNA polymerase II promoter. Gene Ontology annotation, cellular component: transcription factor TFIID complex.